UAUAUAUAUAUCGGUGUUGGGUCUACAAACAUUAAAUGGUUGUAAAGUUUCUGCUCUAAUCUUAUCGUAAAUCUUUCCUCACUUCUCAAAGAAGCAUGAAAGCAAUCUUCACACCGACAUGGACGCCCGUGUCUAUGCUUGAUUUUCUAUCUUUGUGUCUUUAAGAAAGAAUUAUUUUAGUAUAUUUUCUUUAUGUUAUUCUCUGUGGAAGUGAAGGCUUUCAUCAAUUUUAAUUAAGAGCGAUUAUUCUACUAUAUCUUUUUUUUUUUGUUUUAGGUGGGAAGGAUUUAGAUUGGAAUGCCAGAAUGGGUUAGACUGAACUAUUUUAUAUUAUUGCUACAUUAUUAUAUAUCAUAUAUUAAUAUUAUCAUCGCUACUCUAAGAUUCUUUUACUUCAUUUCAUAGUUUUGGAAAAAUAGAUGCUACUCUAUAGGACCAUUCUUUUAUAAAUCUGAAGUUUUGUGUGCAGUGAUUAAAAAAGUGACAUUUCCCGCCCCAUUCCAAAACAAACAUAUUCUAAAUUCUUCUAAGAAUAUUUUAGGGUUCAUAUUACAAAUAUUAAUCGCUAAUACUAUUAUUAUAUAAAUGCAGAAGGCGGAAAAUGUGACAAAGGAGAAAAAUAAGAGCGAAGCAACGAAUUUUAAAAUCACAGUAAGAAAAAUUAUAUAACAUAAAUGUAUGUGCAUUGAAUAACCAGACGAUAACCAGUCAAUAAUUAACAAUAACCAGAUGAUUAUUAGUAAUAACCAGACUAAUUAUUAAGUACCAGACGAUAAGUAUCAGUAAACCAGACGACACUUCAAAUGGAUUAUACACGGCACUUGGCAAGACCAGACGACUACAAAAAAACAUUAAUAUUUCAAGAAAACUGGAAAGCGGCGCAAAGGAGGUAGCAGAUAACAAAGAAGGAAGUGUCGGCUGUAUUUUGUCUUCCGCAGGAUUCUCUUUUGUAAACACACACAGACAGAGAGAGUGAGAGAGAGUUUGAGAGACUGAAUCGGUCACCAAAGCAAAUGCAAGCCACACAACACUGCAAUAUUAGUUAAUGUAUUUAUUAUCAUCACCACAGUCGUUAUUAUCAUUACUGUUAUCGUUGUCAUUAUAAACGUUAACAGAAUUAAUUAAAUGAUAAUAACAAGCAUGAUGAUAAAGAAUGUUAGUGAUUAAUUUGGGAUGGCAAACACAUGAAAUUUUGAUACGGGUUCCUCGUUGUUGCCAAAUAUUUAAACUCAAUGGCAUUGUAGUAGCUUGAGCAAGACACGUGUGCGUAUAUAUAUAUAUUAUAUAUAUAUAUAUAUAUAUAUAUAUAAUGAUGUGUAUCUAUAUGAUUGCUGUAUUGGAUUUAUAACGAUAUUAAUAUAAAUAACGAUACACACUGUACAGUUUUAAAAUGGUCAGCGAUAUUUGAUAAUAUAUUCCAACUGACGAUAAUAAUAAUAAUAAAUGAUAAUAAUAUAUUCUAAUAAACUGCCCGGUAUUUAAGAGUAAUUCAUUCGUGGUAUAUUUACAAACAAACAAAACACCCGAGGAAGGAUUAUGGCAGCAGAGAACAAGCGACCACCCGUCACUAUUAGCGAAUUGGUGCAGCUUAGAAACUUUGGAAUACCAGCCGACCAAGUGACCUGGUCACGUGUCACCAUGAUUUCUGAUCAGUGGAUUGCAGUACGGCAUGAUGGCCGAGACAGAAAAAUGUCCAAUGUCACUGUACUGAAUCCCCGAGAAGGUACAAAGAUAUAUGCUGGUUCUACAUUUGCAGAUUCUUUAAUAAUGAACCCAUCACACCCUCUCAUUGCUCUAAAAGCAAAUCUUCGUUUUGAAGUAUUUAAUGUCGGCAACAAAGUUUUGGUCAGUAAAACAGACAUGUUGGAACGAGUUAUUUUCUGGACUUGGGUGAACUCUGACAUCAUUGCUAUCAUAACAGACUCUACAGUCUACCACUGGGACCUCUGGCAAGGUGACUCUCCACCGGAAAAUGUCUUCCAACGGCAUGAUCGUUUGACCUUCAGUGAAAUCAUCAGCUACAAAGCUGAUCCUAGUUUAAAGUGGCUGGCCAUUACAGGACUCACACCAGAGGAGGACCGCAUCUCUGGAGUGACACAGUUGUAUAAUGUGGAUGAAGACAUCACACAAUGCAUCAACUCGCAUGCUGUGUGCUUCACACACUACAGGUUUGAUGAUAACCCUUUGCCAUCGACAGUGUUUUGUGUGGCUUCCAGGGAUACACAAGACAAGGGUAAAAUCCACAUAAUAGAGCUGGGACCUUACAAACAUGGCAAUUUUGCUCCUCGGAACAGUUACACAGAAAUUCAGUUUACAGAUGAUACAGAACGUUAUGACUUCCCCAUCUCCAUACAGGUCAGUGAAGAAUAUGGCCUUCUCUACAUGGUGACCAAAUAUGGUUACCUUUACCUGUGCGACAUGGAAACUGCAGCUUGUCUUUGUGUCACCAGAGUAUCAAUUGACAUCGUCUUCACUUCAACGCUCAACAGCAUCUCUCAAGGAAUUUUGGGGGUCACGCGGACAGGAAGGAUAUUAAGCGUUGACAUUAAGAAAGACCUUCUGAUUGCCCAAAUCCGAGAAAGUGCCAAGUGGGCAAACCAAGCAAACCGGCUGGAGCGUGUUAUGGCUGUGAAAGGACAAAAUAAAGAGGAAUCAAGCAAGAAAGAUCAGAUUCCUCACAAAAACAAAAACCACAAUAACAACAACAACUUGAGCUUCCAGGUUAAUAAUAAUACCAACACCAACCGCAGCACAACCACUAACAACACCACAACCACCACAACAACAACAAGAAGCAGUAUUGCUCCUAUUAGCAGUAGUAGUUGUAGUACUAGUUGUAGCAGUAGCAUGAUGAAGGAUUGUUCUAAGGUGCCCCUAUUAUUAUCACCGUCCAGUCUACCGACAAUUUGUUAUGAAGACAGUGACAGCCGAAGUAGCCACAGUCAGGAGGAGGUGAGUGAAAGUGAUUCAUAACAGACAGAGAAAAACAUAUGGAUGCAUCUAGAACUUAUCUCAGAUUUCCCUGUAAAGUUACAAGAACGUGACAUUGAUGCCAUGUCAUUGUAUGAGGCAAGAUUAAUUUGUCCAUAUGUAAAAAACCACUGAAGAGGAAUAUAGAUAUAGAUGAGACACAGUUGAUACUAUGUCGCUAAAAACAUAAGGCAGCUUUAAUCAGAACAGUCAAGAUUAAAAGAGGGAAAAAACAACAACCAAACAAACCAAAUGAACCAAAGAAA
Messenger RNA from Octopus sinensis (East Asian common octopus), 3236 nucleotides. RefSeq names its product clathrin heavy chain-like. The transcript is spliced from 9 exons. The record is from RefSeq and is a predicted model, not a curated record. Gene Ontology annotation, molecular function: structural molecule activity; clathrin light chain binding. Gene Ontology annotation, biological process: receptor-mediated endocytosis; intracellular protein transport. Bases 1537 to 2973 code for a protein of 478 amino acids. Gene Ontology annotation, cellular component: clathrin coat of trans-Golgi network vesicle; clathrin coat of coated pit; clathrin complex. NCBI's taxonomy places the organism in Eukaryota, Metazoa, Mollusca, Cephalopoda, Octopoda, Octopodidae.